Dothidotthia symphoricarpi CBS 119687 is the source of this 1041-nucleotide messenger RNA. RefSeq lists its product as uncharacterized. Gene Ontology annotation, cellular component: membrane. The record is from RefSeq and is a predicted model, not a curated record. The coding region runs from base 122 to 949 and encodes 275 amino acids. The transcript has a single exon. Gene Ontology annotation, molecular function: antiporter activity. Lineage: Eukaryota; Fungi; Ascomycota; Dothideomycetes; Pleosporales; Dothidotthiaceae. Gene Ontology annotation, biological process: proton transmembrane transport.
CAGAAUUCUCCGUCUAGACCCAUCUAUAACCUACCUCACCGCCAGCCAAGUCCCCCGGCGUUAAUUUGCGCGACGAGACCGUAGCUUCGCCAAAUUCGACCAUUUGUCCAAUAUCUCACUUAUGAUCAUUGUCCUAUGUGCGUUCAUUUCGAUCGCUGCGUAUGCCGGCACUUCGAUACUUUUCGGCGCUUUCCUCGCCGGCACGUUUCUGACGUACAUCCCCUCCAAACACUCCGAAGGCCCGUUCGUCGUCAUGAGCAGGGAGGAAGGCGAGCGCGAGAAAGACAAGUCGCCGACUUUCGUCCACACGUUCGAAUACUACUGCCUCGAUGCGCAGAAGUACGUUCUUGAACCGCUCUUCUUCGCUAGCAUUGGGCUCGCGAUUCCUUUCCUGGACCUCUGGACUGGGAAGGCCAUUUGGAAAGGCUUUGUAUACACGCUGCUCAUGCUAAUCGCGAAAUUUGUUGUGGGAAUUUGGAUUCCAAUAUGGUCCGUAGCACAGCAUGACCCGAAGAAAGCGAAAGAAAACCUCCAGCAACAGUCCACACCCGAGGAUGGCCACCCUCUGGAAAAGACAACCUCUUCGCCGUACUCUCCCUCCAGCAGCGCUGCACUUAGUUCCUCACUGUCUCCUGCCCUUGUCCUCGGCAUGGCCAUGGUCGCCCGUGGAGAGAUUGGUUUACUAAUUGUACAAAUUGGGUAUAACAACACUUCCUACGUUUCUUCGGAUGGUUUUAUCACUGCUAUUUGGGCUAUUCUGCUGAACACCAUUAUUGGACCCAUCUUUGUUGGAUCGCUCAUUAAAUUUAAGGGAGAGACUAUAGCAAAGGGUCCUUGGGGACUGGUGCCUGGACCAAACCAUGCCAUCGAGCGAGAAAGGGAAAACAAGAGGAGGCGCGACGAUGGACUUGAAGCACAGAUAGAAGAAGAUGGCGUGAGAAGGUCAUAAGCUGACUAGUCACGUUGUGUGAUCAACGUUUGAUCCAACAUGGAGCAAACUCAUGAAGAAGGUUGGUCUAAACUUUAUCAUGAUACCUCAGA